Molecule: messenger RNA, 886 nt
Organism: Periophthalmus magnuspinnatus
Lineage: Eukaryota; Metazoa; Chordata; Actinopteri; Gobiiformes; Gobiidae
Product: secretagogin-like
Exons: 11
Coding region: 1-816 (271 amino acids)
Biological process (GO): regulation of long-term synaptic potentiation; regulation of presynaptic cytosolic calcium ion concentration
Cellular component (GO): dendrite; cytosol; synapse
Molecular function (GO): calcium ion binding
Source: RefSeq, a predicted model, not a curated record
AUGGACCGAGUCUUGGCUCGUUUGGAUGCUGCUUUGUUUCUUCAGAUUUGGCAGCACUUUGACGUUCACGACCAGGGCCAUGUGGAGCGGCAGGAUCUGGAGGAGUUCUUCCGUCUCAUGCUGCAGAAACUGGGACUGAAGAGGGAGGAGGUGACGGAGCAGAGGGUGGAGGUCCUCAGGGAGAAGGUGCUGUCUGCAUUUGACCCAAAAGAGGAUCAGCUGCAGAUCCAGGAGGUGGCAGCGCUGUUGCUUCCUGAGGACGAGAACUUCCUGUUACUGUUCAGACGAGAGACGCCUCUGAACAACAGCGUGGAGUUCAUGAGGAUUUGGAGAAACUACGACCGUGACAGCAGCGGCUUCAUCUCUGCUUUGGAGCUGAAGGGCUUCCUUCAGGACCUGUUUGUACAGCACAGGAAGUCCAUCAGCCCUGACAAACUGGACCAGUACACCAUCUCCAUGAUGAAGAUGUUCGACAAAAACAGAGACGGGCAUUUGGACCUAGGAGAUCUCGCCAGGAUCCUGGCUAUGAAGGAGAACUUCCUACUACGCUUCCAGAUGGAUGGCUGCAGUCUGGAGGAUCGUAGGAGAGACUUUGAGAAGAUCUUCGCGCACUAUGACGUGAGUGGGACAGGAGCUCUGGAGGGACCUGAGGUGGACGGCUUUGUCAAGGACAUGAUGGAACUGGUAAAGCCCAGUAUCAGUGGUUUGGAGCUGGACUGUUUCCGGAAGCUGCUCUUGAAUCACUGCGACUUGAACCGAGAUGGAAAAAUCCAGAAGAACGAACUUGCCUUGUGUCUGGGAAUAAAACUGUCCUAACACCUACUCCUGUCUGCUCUGAUCUGCUCCUCUGAAUCUUCUCCUCUGGAUCUUCUCCUCUGGCUCUGCU